This is a messenger RNA of Neocloeon triangulifer, 3972 nucleotides long. RefSeq names its product leucine-rich repeat transmembrane neuronal protein 1-like. The coding region runs from base 625 to 3039 and encodes 804 amino acids. Gene Ontology annotation, molecular function: protein binding. The transcript is spliced from 5 exons. The record is from RefSeq and is a predicted model, not a curated record. NCBI's taxonomy places the organism in Eukaryota, Metazoa, Arthropoda, Insecta, Ephemeroptera, Baetidae.
AGUCCUGCCGGGUGCACCUGCUUUGGCCGCCGCCGCACGUGCUUAGCAACCGACGACCCUCGCUCACUCUCGCCCACUCUCGCAAUCAGUGUGUUGUUUUCUCGUGAAGUGACUCUCUUUUUCUGGAUUACCUCGCGAAAGUUCAGCGAGGAGAGACGAGACAUUUUUGCGCCACUUCGCACGUCCACCGAGCCAGUGGUGCCAGUGUCUCCAACAGCCCCCGCCGAGAGAAUUAUUCGCAUUUCUUUAGGCAAAAUGCUUCUCCAAUUUCAACUGGAAACGGAUUGCCCACGGAAUACGCCGUCGGCGUGAUGGAAUGCAUCAUCAUAGCCUAAUAUCAGAUACAUUUGAAGAGGAUCUAAAUCACAGCCAGUGAACACCGCACGCCGUUUGACCUUUUCGGCCGGAGCGCACGCAUGACUGCACGAUUGUCCGUCGCCGCUGCUGUUCCUGCCACCCCAUCGAAGGAGCAAUUUAUGCAGUAGACAUCAGCGCCGAACCAAAAAUUGGAUCGCUGCGCCCAGCGAGUGGAGAACAAUGAAAGCGCCCUUCUGUUUUCGUCAGAUCUAAUUUAAAAGUGAAAUCAUUGUGCGAUUCGGGAAAAAUGUAUUUCAAAAGAGUGGCAUGAAAAGCAAAAUGCUGCUGCACCAUCACUGGCUCACCUUCCUGCUCAUGCAAUGGUGUUUUCACAUCAGCGUCGCCUGUCCGUCCGCGUGCGUGUGCAAAUGGAAGGGGGGCAAACAAACUGUCGAGUGCGUCAACAAAGGACUGAUCGCAAUUCCCGAGGGCAUGGACGCGGGCACGCAGGUGCUCGAUUUCGCCGGAAACAAUUUGCAGAUUUUGCCACGCGAACGGUUCGAGCGCCUCAAUCUUGUCAACCUGCAGCGCAUUUACCUGUCCAGAUGCAAACUGUUUCAAAUCGACGACACGUCGUUUAAAGGGUUGACCAAUUUAGUCGAACUUGAUCUGAGCGAAAAUCUGCUCACUCGCAUCCCGACCGAGACCUUCAGCGACUUUCGGCUUUUAAUGAGGCUCACCGUGAAUGAAAACCCAAUUAAAACGCUGCGCACGCGAUCUUUUCAGCCGCUCUCUUUUUUAACAACGCUGGAACUGAGCAAAUGCGAGAUAGAGGCAAUCGAGAAUGACGCGUUUUACGGCCUGGAACGGCUAGAGUGGCUGAAACUUGAUAAUAAUAAGUUGUCAACCAUUCGCGGAUCGUAUCUGUUACCAGCCUCAUUACGCGGAGUCGCUCUUGAUAAUAAUCCGUGGCAUUGCGAUUGCAAGUUGACAGAGCUGCACGCGUGGCUAUUGAAUUACAAAAACAUUCCGCAGUCUAUCGAACCAAAGUGCAACUCGCCGCAGAGGCUGCAGGACGCGGUAAUUAAAUCUCUGGAUGUGGAAGAUUUCGCGUGCUUACCAGAUGUGUCACCGACAACCAUGUAUCUCGAAAUCGGAGAGGGCAAAAAUGUUUCCCUUCUCUGCCAAGUUUCCGCCAUUCCCGAGGCUCGAGUUUCCUGGUGGUUUCAGGGAAGGGUUUUACAAAAUGAUACCAUGGUCGCGCCCGGAGUUCACCUAUAUUAUUACAUAGAGGAAGGAGCAGUUGACAAGAAAAGCGAAUUAUUUAUUUUUAAUACUAACACCGACGACAACGGCACGUUCAUCUGCGUGGCGGAAAAUCCAGCCGGAAAAUCGCAAUCAAAUUUUACAAUUCGGAUUAUCGUGCGAGAAGACGUGGCCGUUCCUGUCGUUCUCCCUUAUGAGUACAUGGUCGCCGUUGUGUCUGCCAUCGCAGUUCUCGGCAUACUGGUGAUCAUUAUUUUCGUUUUGAUCGUGGUUCGGUGUCGCCGCCAGCGAAGCCGCAAACGCAAGAGAGAGCGCAGCAAGGCCGUCGCGCUACAGUCGCCCGAGCAAGGUGCGGACAAAUCCAACGAAAUUGAGGCGAACAUUGCGAUUACCCGAAUGCACAAGCUCAUCAGCACCGGGGCCGUUCCAGCGAAAUCGAACGGCGCCAUCAUUACGGAGCGGCACGUGCAGAUGAGGCACCACGAAGUGCUGAUCCGAAGCGGCGCGGCCGAGGUUCCUGGGCGCCUCGACCCUUACCAGCUCAGCCCCAAUCGAGCCUACCAAGAGCAAAAUCCAGACCUGAUCAACGACACUGAAAGUGUGGGCAAGGACAAAAGGGUGACCGCGGGCGGCAGGCGGAGGGAGGAGGGCGACGGCGAGGAGGUGGACCGAGACAACUGCGGCAACAGUUAUCAAGAGGCGAUGGACAACAUGAUAGAAGAAUUUCUGGAGGCGGCCGAGCCUAAGAAAAUGGGCAAACCCGGAGUCACGUGGCGAGAUGAAGCUGGUUUUCCUCUCAAAGUGCUGACGCCGAUGCGCGAGCACGCGCCGCCCAGCACUUUUUCCACCCUUCCUCGCAGGAUGAUCGCCAAACCGGAGCAGGCCUAUCAGUUGUCGGCCGACGUGCACCUUUCCCCGGGAAGGUUCCUCGACCAGGACGGAUACCCUGCGGACUACGGCCUGCCGAAAAUGUCCUCGCAGCCGCCCAUCGCGCUGUCCAUAGUUCCUCCUCCGCCCCCUGCUGCCUAUUAUCGAACCCUUCCGUACAAACGCGGCCACAAAAAAAGCUACCCCCGAGAAGCCGAGUAUUUGCCGGCGCCGGUGUACGAGGCGUACGCGGACACCCCCACGGACGUGCGAUACUCGGUCGAAGGCUAUCCGACUUCCGCUCCGCCCGUUUUCGCUCCGAACGAAACUUUCCCCGAUCCCAUCAACAAUUUCAUUCCCUCCCCACCUGCCGCGUACAAAUCCGACAUCACCGAAAGCAGCGCAGACGGCAUCAAAGCUGAAUCGCCGGCCGCCCCAAUUAGCCCGAACAAAGCCUGGACGGGCUAUUCGCAAUCGAGCUCGGCGAAGACUUCCGAGAGUCAGCAGAAUUUAAUUGAAAGCGCGAUAAACGCGAUGGUGACCGGGCAGCCCAACACGCAACACGAGAGCCCCGACGAAGGCUUCGGCGAGGACGGAACCGAAAUAUGACAUAAAAAAGCGGGGGCGCCUGUGGAAGCCUCCAAGAAGUAAAUUUAAAAAAAAAAAUGGACUGCCUAUUUUCAAUUAGUGAAUGAAAAUGAAUUGCGAUGCUCACGAUAAAUUCGGCUCCUUGAGAACUGUUCUCGUCUUUAGUGCGAAAUUUAUGUAAAUAUAGAAUGGCCCUUUUAAAGUGUGCGAAAUUAUGCGAACAAUUUGUACAUUCAUACAACUUGACGUUUUAUAUUUAUGGCAAACCAGUUACCAGUGUGACGAGAGUGAAUGAGACGUGAUUCUUGGUGGUUAUUUUUACUGUACAGCAUAUCUCUAUUUUUAACGAAGUGAUGGGUCGACUUGCACGGGGGCAGAUAUUUUUGAAUAUCAGAGAAAUGUGUAAAGCGUUAUUUAAAAAGAGGCUGAGAAUGAAUUUAAUGACGUGUUACAAAUGGUUAAAAAGCUACUUUAAAUAAAUCAAUCUAAAUAAAAGUAAAAUCAAAUAAUUCCUUUCCCCGGUGUAAAAAAAGCAAAGAUACUGAUUGUCAACCCCCAAAUGUAUAACUAAAGCAUUAAAAAAAAAUUGAUCAUAAUAAACAUAAUAUUCAAGGAUGGUGUUUAUUAUCACUGAGAUGUCAAACUUCAAUUGCCGGAGUCUCCUGCUGUAUAGUUGCAACAAUGUAAAAUAUACCUGAAUACAUUUAUGACUUUGUAGCCCUGUCCUUUACGGAUAAAAAGAAGGAGAGAUUCCAUUCUCAUUUGCUGUGUUUACUUGUACACUUUUCGGAACGCGAAAAGCAAAAAACUUGAAUCGGUUUUGGUAUUUCCUGGCGGAAGUUAAUAAUUCACCAUUGCGCGAAAAGAUCAUUUGAAAGCAUUUGACUGUAAGCAACAUUGAAAUUUCAAAAUAGUGUUGGUAUAUUUGGUAAAAAAAAGAUUAAUAAAAAUGGA